CGCGAUGUUCCAACAUGGCGGGUUAAAAAUAUUGUUUACACUGAAGAAAAGGAAAACAAUUCAGCGCAAACAUGGUUAUGACCAAGUCAGAAGCGCUGCAAGUCCUUGAACUGGACCAAGGUUGCACUGCAGAGAAUGUCAGAUCGAGUUACAAAAGGCUUGCUUUGAAAUGGCAUCCUGAUAAACACAAUAACAGCGCAGAAUCAACCAAGAAAUUUCAAGAAAUCUCAGAAGCUUACAAAAGACUGACAAGCAAAGAGGAUGAUGAUGACAUCAGAAUCUCAAUGGCUGAUAUGUUUGACUUGUUUGCCCAUAUUUUCUUCAGCAACAGUGGCUAUUUCGUCAAUGAUCAUCUAUUCUAUUCCGAUGAUGACGACGAUGAUGAUGACGAUGAUGAUGAUUAUAUGAUGAGUGAUACCGAUUCUUCCGAUGAAGAUGUCCCUGUGUACAGAACACGUCAACACCACGGAAAAUACUCAGAUUUAAUGGCGAGCAGAGUUAGUCGGGCCGCUGCAACCGCCUAUAAAAAUGAGAUGAAAAAAAAGAAAGCUCAGGUCCGCACCGGAAUAUCAGAAGCUGAAGCGAUGAAAAAUGCUGAAGAACUAAUAAAAGAAGAAGAAAAAUUAAAGAAAAAAGCAGAAAAGAAAAAAGCUAGAAAAAGGAGAAAUCGUGCGAAUAGGAAGCAAAGAGAAAAAGAACUGAAGGCUGACAGUCAAGAGGCUGAAAGCGGCAAUGCACCAGAGGAGAACGGAACGGGGAAUACGAACAGGGAGACUGGAAACAGUUCGAAAGAAAAUAAGUUCGCUACGAAGAAUGAACACAGCUCAAAUGCGAACAGCAAUAAAAAUAAAAAAUCUACUUUAGAAAAACCGCGGGAAGACGAGGAUUCCGACAACGAACGUGCACACGACGAGACGUGGGAUACCUCAAGCGCGUUCUUCAACCAUGCAGCACGACGUGGUCCUGUAAAUACAACCGAUCAUAAUAAUGCGAGCAAUGAGACAACAACUUCAGACACAUCUGUAAAUAGACACGAAUACAACAAUAUCCAGCACACUCGGGAAGAACGGCAACGACAAGAACAGUCUGAGAAAGAUAGCCUCGUGGAACAGAGUCGACACUUAGCUGCUAUCGGAAAUAACGAGGCGAACGCGGGAAAUUACGUCGAAGCAAUCGAAUAUUUUACGAGAGCAAUUUCAAUACAUAAUCGGGAUUUCAGAUUUUUCGGGAAUCGUUCAUAUUGCUACGAUCGUUUGGGAGACUAUUCUAAAGCACUUCAGGAUGCCGAAGUUACGAUUUUGCUGGUACCUCACUGGGCUAAAGGUUAUUUCAGAAAAGGUCGUGCCUUAGCCGGACUCAAGCAACACGCGGAUGCUGAGAAAGCGUUUCUACAAGUACUGAAACUUGACAAACAUUGCGAAGAUGCGAAAUUCGAGUUAACUAGAGUACGUGUGCAGCAACUAAAAGAUAUGGGUUUUGGGCAUGCUCAGAGUGAACGCGCUGUACGGCUUUAUGGGACGGUCCACGCUGCUCUAGACGCUCUUUUGUCUGGCAAAGUAAAAAAUCUAUCCGCAAACGAAGAUGAAGUCUACGUAUCUGAUGGUGAAGUCGAAGAUCAAGAAAAUGAUUCAAGGCAAAGAUUCUCUGAGCCAAUGGCUUCACUUUGGGUCGGAAAUAUUGAUGCAAAACAAGUGACGGAACGACAGCUCACUCAACUAUUUUCAAAAUUCGGUUCAAUAACUCUAAUACGGAUUUUACCGCAAAGUUUUUGCGCUUUUGUAAAUUACGAGAAUAAAGACAGUGCUACGAGGGCUAUGCAGUCGCUUCAGGGUUUUGCGUUAGGUGGGCAAAAUAUAAGAAUACGUUACCAAGGAAACGACAAAUCUAAAAACGCGGAAAAUUUGAGCAAACCAACUGGGCCUGUAAAUGGCAACGAAUGCUACUUCUGGCGAACAACUGGCUGUGCUUACGGCGACAACUGUCGCUACAUACAUGUACCUAGCAAUAAAGGAAUUGACAUUGAUAAGGUCGAACAAAAAUACGGGAAAAUAAAGACGACGAAGAAGGGCAGAUGACCCGGAAAUGUGGUUUUAUUUGCCGUGAAUUUGAGGAGAAAAUAUCUGGAAAUGCGUCGCGGAAGACUCAAGCACGCUUUGUGUUUCAGUUUAUAUAUAAAUGUAUAUGGUUUAUAUUAUAUGACAUUAAUUUAUAAAAUGAAAUUUUCCCGCCAGGGAAAGACAUGGUAUUUUGUUUUGUAAAAUUCAAAGAAAUGUUUACGUUGAGAAGUAAUGAUAUUAAAACA
Molecule: messenger RNA, 2302 nt
Organism: Dendronephthya gigantea
Lineage: Eukaryota; Metazoa; Cnidaria; Anthozoa; Malacalcyonacea; Nephtheidae
Exons: 19
Coding region: 72-2075 (667 amino acids)
Molecular function (GO): metal ion binding; protein binding; RNA binding
Source: RefSeq, a predicted model, not a curated record